AUGCCCUGCCUCCGCUCCACCAGCCUACAGUGCCGCCUGCCUGCCCUCCUCGUCCUCUUCCAGGCCGACAUCCAGGUGAUGCUGCUGGUGGGACUGGGGCUCCUGCUGGCCUUCCUGAAGCGCUACGGUUUCAGCGCCAUCGCCUACAACUUCCUCUUGACCAACUUCGCCACCCAGUGGGCCCUGCUGGUCCAGGGCUUCCUGCACCACUUCCACCAGGGCCGGAUCCACCUGGGCAUGACCAACGUGCUCGCGGCCGAGUUUGCCGCCGUCACGGUGCUCAUCUCAGUGGGGGCGGUACUGGGCCGGACCAGUCCCAUCCAGCAGCUCCUGCUGGCCCUGCUGGAAGUCCCGGCCUACGCGGCCUGUGACUGGAUCAUCACGGCUCACGUGAGGAUCGUGGACGUGGGCGGGACCAUCACGCUCCACGUGUUCGCCUGCUACUUCGGGCUGGGGGUAUCGGCGGCCCUGUACCGGCCGGGGCUGCGGACCGGCCACCCCAAGCAGGGCUCCUCGUACCAGUCCGACCUCCUGUCGCUGGCCGGCACCAUGUUCCUCUGGGUCUUCUGGCCCAGCUUCGUGGCGGUGCUGGCCCAGCCGGGGGACGCCCAGCACCGGGCCGUGCUGCACACCUUUCUGACGCUCAGCGCCAGCGCCCUGACCUCGUUCGCCGCGUCCAGCCUGCUGGAGAAGCGGGGCCGGCUCAGCAUGGCCCACCUGCAGAACGCCACGCUGGCCGGCGGGGUGGCCAUCGGGGCCGUGGCCGACCUCAUGAUCACCCCGGCCGGGGCCUUCCUGCUGGGCGGCGUCUCCUCGCUGGUCUGCGUCUUGGGCUUCCAGUACCUGAGCCCCUUCCUGGCCCGGAGGCUGCGGCUGCAGGACCAGUGCGGCAUUCACAACCUGCACGGGCUGCCCGGGAUCGUGGGGGCCCUGGCGGGCAUCGUGGCCAUCGCCAGCACGCCCGACGAGGCCUACGGGCACCAGCUGUUCCCGGUGUUCCCUCCCCGGGCCCCGCCGGGUUGGAACGGCACCCUGGUCGGGGACCUGCCGCUCCCGGCCCGGACCGCCUCCGAACAAGCCCUGUUUCAGGCCGCGGGACUCGGGGUGGCCUUCGGGGUGUCCCUCCUUGGAGGAUACCUCACCGGCUGGGUGUUGAGGCUGCCCUUCCUGGCUCAGCCCCCAGACGAUCUCUGCUUCGACGAUGAGGCCUACUUCAAAGUCCCCGAUGGGGCCGGGCCGGCCGAGUGGCAACCAGAUGCCGACCCCGGGGGCUGUGUGCCCCUGAAGGACUGUGUCUGA
Molecule: messenger RNA, 1299 nt
Organism: Ornithorhynchus anatinus (platypus)
Lineage: Eukaryota; Metazoa; Chordata; Mammalia; Monotremata; Ornithorhynchidae
Product: ammonium transporter Rh type A-like
Exons: 2
Coding region: 1-1299 (432 amino acids)
Biological process (GO): ammonium homeostasis; ammonium transmembrane transport
Cellular component (GO): plasma membrane
Molecular function (GO): ammonium channel activity
Source: RefSeq, a predicted model, not a curated record